This is a messenger RNA of Aspergillus glaucus CBS 516.65, 1520 nucleotides long. RefSeq lists its product as uncharacterized. Gene Ontology annotation, cellular component: nucleus; cohesin complex. The record is from RefSeq and is a predicted model, not a curated record. Lineage: Eukaryota; Fungi; Ascomycota; Eurotiomycetes; Eurotiales; Aspergillaceae. The transcript is spliced from 4 exons. Gene Ontology annotation, biological process: sister chromatid cohesion. Gene Ontology annotation, molecular function: DNA binding; ATP binding; ATP hydrolysis activity. The coding region runs from base 137 to 1429 and encodes 430 amino acids.
CCCUCCAACAACGACAUCUAUGGCCGGUUGGGUUGACAGCUCGUUGUCGACUUGCUGGUGCACGCUGUUUGCGUCCUUUAUUUCCAUUGUCUGAUUUGGUGCUGCGUUUGCUGGAUAACGGCAGCGUUGAGACAAGAUGGGGAAACUCAUCCGCCUCGAGCUUUUCAACUUUAAAUCAUACAAGGGUCACCAUGUGCUCCUCUUUGGUGAUGCCUAUUUCACAUCGAUUAUCGGACCCAACGGGUCUGGCAAGUCGAAUUCGAUGGAUGCGAUUUCCUUCGUUCUAGGUAUCAAAUCAUCCCACCUGCGAUCCACGAACCUCCGCGAUCUGGUCUACCGUGGCCGCGUCCUACGAACCGCCAAGCUCGACGCCGAGGGUAAUGCGAUCGAACAACCUACAAAUGGCGACGACGAGGCCGAAGAUGGAAUCGACGGAAUCGAUUCGCAAGACCCGAACGCAUCGCAAGAUCCAAACGGAACACAAGACCCGAGAACGGCAUGGGUUAUGGCGGUUUACGAAGACGAUGCCGGCGAGGAGCAACAAUGGCGGCGGUCCAUUACGAGCCAGGGCGUUAGCGAAUACCGGAUAAACAACCAGGUCGUAUCUGCACAGCAAUACAACGAGGCGCUGGAGACGGAGAACAUUCUUAUCAAGGCGCGCAACUUCCUUGUCUUCCAGGGUGAUGUUGAAGCGAUUGCGGCGCAGUCUCCGAAGGACCUUACGCGGUUGAUUGAGCAGAUCUCGGGUAGCUUGGAAUACAAAGCGGAGUACGAGAAAUUGAAGGUGGAAGCUGAGGAGGCUGCUGAGCAGCAAACUGUCCAGCUUCACCGUCGGAGAGGUAUCAACUCGGAGAUCAAGCAAUACCAGGAACAGAAGCGCGAGGCCGAUAGCUAUUCUAGAAAAGCAGAGGAACGCGACCAAGCUAUCAUUACCCAUAUCUUAUGGAAGCUGUUCCAUUUCCAACGCUUGAUCGACGACUCCAGCGAAGAGAUCCAGAAGUACCAGGAUGAGCUCAAAGAAUACCGCCGCGGUGUCGAGAAGUACGAGAAGGACGUCGAAAAUGCGAAGAAAGACCACGCUAAAGUCGGGCGAGAUGUCGCGAAAGCCGAGAAGAACAUCACGAACAAAGAGAAGCAGAUCGAGGAGGCUAAUACUUCCUUGGUCCCCGUGGACGAAAAGGUCGACAUUACCGUGAAAAAAGUCGAAAGGUUCGCUUCGCGGAUCGCUGAGAUUGGCAAGGAGCGCGAGGCACAGUUGGCCAACACCAAGCAAUUGGAGAAGGACCUCAAGGUUGUCGAAAAGGCACAGGCCCAGUGGGAAGCUGAAUGGCAGAAGUCCAUGAGCAAGCAGGGUAUCCAGCUUAGCGACGCCGACCAGCAAGACUGGACAACAUACGACGCCAGCGGAAGACGGAAGCUGAAGCUGUGAACAGUCUUAAGAGCAAAUUCGAGGGCACCGAGUGGCAGCUGCAUAGUCUGGAAUCAGAUAAACAGUCUCUGGAAGAGCGUCAGGAGUCGAU